AAAAAAUUUUUCGAAAAUGGCUGCUAUUUCCGUUUAACAAUUUUUCCUGUCUUUCUGAAAAGCGACGAUUACAAGUCGACACCAUGAGUUCCUUGAAACUUCAAAAGAGGCUGGCAGCCUCUGUUAUGAGAUGCGGCAAAAAGAAGGUUUGGUUGGAUCCCAAUGAAAUUAACGAAAUUGCCAAUACCAACUCCCGCCAAAACAUCCGCAAAUUGAUUAAGGAUGGUUUGAUCAUCAAAAAACCCGUGGUCGUACACUCCCGCUACCGUGUCCGUAAGAACACUGAAGCUCGUCGCAAGGGCCGUCACUGCGGCUUUGGUAAACGCAAGGGUACUGCCAAUGCCCGUAUGCCAACAAAAUUCUUGUGGAUGCAACGUCAACGUGUACUCCGUCGUUUGUUGAAGAAGUACCGUGACAGCAAGAAAAUCGAUCGUCACUUGUACCACGAUUUGUACAUGAAGUGCAAAGGUAAUGUUUUCAAGAACAAGCGUGUCCUCAUGGAAUACAUCCACAAGAAGAAGGCCGAGAAACAACGUAGCAAAAUGUUGGCUGACCAAGCUGAGGCCAGAAGACAAAAGGUACGCGAAGCCCGUAAGCGCCGUGAAGAGCGUAUUGCCAACAAGAAGCAAGAACUCAUCAACAUGCACGCUAAAGAAGAUGAAAUUGCUGCCCAAGCUGCCACCACUGGCAAGAAAUAGAUUUUUUUAGAGUGUAGUUUUUCAAACAACUAAAGUUGUUUAUAGAAAAAAUAAAACCGUUUUUAUAAUAAAAACUAAAAGUAAAUGUUAAAAAACUAAACUCAA
Messenger RNA from Lucilia sericata (common green bottle fly), 803 nucleotides. It is a transcript of the gene RpL19, whose product is annotated as 60S ribosomal protein L19. The coding region runs from base 84 to 698 and encodes 204 amino acids. The record is from RefSeq and is a predicted model, not a curated record. NCBI's taxonomy places the organism in Eukaryota, Metazoa, Arthropoda, Insecta, Diptera, Calliphoridae. Gene Ontology annotation, biological process: translation. Gene Ontology annotation, cellular component: ribosome; cytosolic large ribosomal subunit. Gene Ontology annotation, molecular function: structural constituent of ribosome; RNA binding. The transcript is spliced from 3 exons.